Molecule: messenger RNA, 2299 nt
Organism: Manis pentadactyla (Chinese pangolin)
Lineage: Eukaryota; Metazoa; Chordata; Mammalia; Pholidota; Manidae
Gene: TLX1
Product: T cell leukemia homeobox 1
Exons: 3
Coding region: 247-1281 (344 amino acids)
Biological process (GO): regulation of transcription by RNA polymerase II; animal organ development
Cellular component (GO): nucleus
Molecular function (GO): DNA-binding transcription factor activity, RNA polymerase II-specific; RNA polymerase II cis-regulatory region sequence-specific DNA binding
Source: RefSeq, a predicted model, not a curated record
AUGUCCCAGAGUCAACAUCGAGCUAGCAGCCGGAGAGGGGAAGGCGCAGCCGGAGAGGGGAAGAAUACGGCGACCACUCUCUCCUUCCCCUCCCCCCUACUUUAGCCCUUCUGUGCACUUCGCCUCCAAGUCUCCGAGCAGCCAGGAGCCGCUGCCGCCCCCGCGCCCCUGCGCGCUGUCCCCAGAGCCAAACUCAGCGAGCGUUGUUGUCCAGGCCCCCCGGCGGGGCCGGGGCCGGGGGCCAGCAUGGAGCACCUGGGCCCGCACCAUCUUCACCCAGGCCACGCGGAGCCCAUCAGCUUUGGCAUCGACCAGAUCCUCAACAGCCCGGACCAGAGCGGCUGCAUGGGGCCCGCCUCGCGCCUCCAGGAUGGAGAAUAUGGCCUUGGCUGUUUGGUUGGAGGCGCCUACGCUUACGGCGGUGGGGGCCCCGCGGCCGGGCCGGGGGCCGGGGGCGCUGGGGCCUAUGGUGCUGGCGGCCCGAGCGGCCCUAGUGGCCCGGCGGGAGGCGGCGGCGGCGCCUGCAGCAUGGGCCCUCUGGCCGGCUCCUACAACGUGAACAUGGCCUUGGCAGGCGGCCCCGGUCCCGGCGGCGGCGGCAGCGGGGGCAGCGGGGGCGGGGGGUCACUGAGCGCUGCGGGUGUGAUCCGAGUGCCCGCGCACAGGCCGCUAGCUGGAGCGGUGGCCCACACCCAGCCUCUGGCUACCGGCUUACCCACCGUGCCCUCCGUGUCUGCCGUGCCAGGCGUCAACAACCUCACCGGCCUCACCUUUCCCUGGAUGGAGAGUAACCGCAGAUAUACAAAGGACAGGUUCACAGUGGCCCUCUCACCCUUCACUGUAACACGCCGUAUAGGUCACCCCUAUCAGAACCGGACGCCCCCCAAGAAGAAGAAGCCACGCACGUCCUUCACGCGCCUGCAGAUCUGCGAGCUGGAGAAGCGUUUCCACCGCCAGAAGUAUCUGGCCUCGGCCGAGCGUGCCGCCCUGGCCAAGGCUCUCAAAAUGACCGACGCUCAGGUCAAAACCUGGUUCCAGAAUCGGCGGACGAAGUGGAGGCGGCAGACCGCGGAGGAGCGUGAGGCGGAGAGGCAGCAGGCGAACCGCAUACUCCUGCAGCUGCAGCAAGAGGCCUUCCAGAAGAGCCUGGCUCAGCCGCUGCCUGCAGACCCCUUAUGCGUUCACAACUCGUCCCUCUUCGCCCUGCAGAACCUGCAGCCGUGGUCUGACGACUCGACUAAGAUCACCAGCGUCACGUCCGUGGCGUCGGCCUGCGAGUGAGCCUGCGUGCUCUGCCCCGCGAGACCCCGCGCCCCGCCAAGGGGGUCACGGAGGCCUGAGAGCCAGGACUCUCUCCCACCCCUCCCGCUUCAGACUGCACGCAGCCCGAGAGCACUGCGCCCCUGCGCACCGCGUGCGUGCUCGUGUUCUCUGUUUGGUGGAAAAGAAGGGCACAGCGCGCCAGACAGGGACCUCCUCCCAGAUGCCUAUGCGGUUGGGUCCCACUGGAGCUGUUCAGAGUCCUCUCAGUUUGUGUCAAUUUUAUUAUGAUUUUUAACGUGGGGCCGAGAUGGGGAAAGAAGAGCUUCUGGGGUCCCCAGAGGAUAGCAUGGGCUGUCAUUUGAAUUUGUCCUGAGGAGACCCCCUUCUGUGUACUCCACUCACUGUCUCACAUGGAUACACACAGGCCCACACAGAAGCAAUUUCACUGUCCCUCUUGGUGUCACCCCAGAGUCACACACGGGACCAAAGGGAGAAUGCCAUGCACACACCCGACCAUAGCCUUCACACCCUUGACCCUCACAAUCAGUCAGACAUAGGUCGGGGUGACCCAGACUCAUUCUGAGCAGCAUGGCACUUCUCGCAAACACAAGGUCACGGCCACACUCUGACACACCAUCUCACACAAAACAGCGUCACUUGGCCUGCCAGGCCCCCAUCACAUAUAGCUGCACCCAGAUACGCACAGGCAGGUUUUCACCCGGACUCAGACUAUUUCUCCAGAUCCUGUUCAUAGGGGGGGGUUUAAGUUAUGCACUUAUAAGGUGUUUUGUGUGUAACCAUUUUAUAAAGUGCUUGUGUAAUUUAUGUGAAAAAAGUAAUAAAACCCUCCGGAUCCGGAAUCAGGGCUGCUUGCUCCUUGCUGAGCCCAGUACCUUGCUCCUUGCAGCUCCUGGGUUUGGUGUGAGCUGGGGCUGCAACGGUGGCUGCUGGUACCUGAGCUUGAGGGACAUCAGUGGACUAGGACCUGCAGGCUCUGGAGGCAGGAAAAAAGUAGGGGGACAAAUGAGAAAAGGCA